AUGGCGGGUUUUGGUGCUGAAAGUGAAAUAGAUUGCUUGCAAACCAUCAAGAAAAUGGACCCGUUUAAUCACUUAUCUAGCUGGGAUUUCGAGAGCAACAUUGAGGGUGGCAUAUGUAUAUUCAGCGGUGUUGAAUGCUGGAAUCAUCUGGAAGAUAGAGUAAUCAGUCUCUGGCUUUCUAACAUGGAGCUGAAGGGCCAGUUCCCUCGUUGCAUUGAAGAUUUCACAUGGUUGCAGACUCUGGAUCUCUCACACAACGAGCUUUCUGGAUAUAUCCCAAAUGAUAUCGCAGAUAAGCUGCCAUAUCUGGUCACACUUGAUCUCUCAAAUAACUAUUUAUCUGGUGAAAUUCCAAAGGGUAUUGCCAAUUUGUCAGGCUUAUUUUCCCUUCUACUUGAUGGCAACCAGUUAACGGGCCAAAUCCCACAAGAAGUUGGGCUGCUUCCCUUUCUUAGAGAUUUUAGUGUUGCUAACAACUUGUUAGAAGGGCCAGUUCCUGUUUUUGUGAGCAAUGUUAACGUGAGUUUGAGCUAUGCCAAUAAUAGUGGACUCUGUGGGGGAGUACUAGGAAGCUGUGAUGAGAGCUUGUUUGGUAGAUCGUUUUGGUAUAGUUUGAUUAUUGGUUUUGUUUCCUCAGCAACUUCUGUUAUAGUUUCUUUCAUGUACUCAUAUGCACCUUGGACAGAAUUCAAAAAGAUGAGUAACGCUAUUCAUCCCCUAAUCAAGACUAGACAAGAAGCCGAAUUGCUACCACUGGACUUGCAAGGAAGCAAAGAGCUAACAAUAUUGUUGGAGAGAUUGAUUACUAGAAUGAGCUACAAGGAAUUAUGCAAGGCAACUGAUUACUUUUGCACUGAUAACAUGUUGGGGAUAGGAACGACAGGGAUUAUGUACAAGGCAAAGGUAUCAAAUAACUGUUUUCUGGCAGUUAAGAGACUAUAUGAUGCUGAUAAGUACAAGAGGGAAUUCUUACUUGAAAUAAUGAUUCCAGGAAGACACAGGCACAGAAACAUAGCUCCCGUGCAUGGAUUCUGCAUAGAGAAACAGGAAAGGGUUUUGGUGUAUGAGUACAUUUCUAAUGGAAGACUCAGUGAUUCGUUACAAUCUGAUGAGGGACAUCAAUCAAUAAAAAUAGAAUGGCCAGAGAGGAUUCACAUCGCACUUGGGCUUGCCAGAGGUUUAUCUUGGCUUCAUAAAAGGUGCAAGAUAGUCCACCUCAAUUUAGAUUCGGAGUGUGUCUUGUUGGACAAGAAUUUUGAGCCAAAAAUUUCCAAUUUUGGCAAGGCAAAAUUCAUAAACCAGACGGUUGAAGAUCAUGUGAGGUUAAAAUUGUUUUUGAUAGAUGUACUUGGAGGGAAGGAUUCUGUUGAGAGGGAUGUCUAUGACUUUGGAAUAAUCCUUUUUGAACUAUUAACAGGGAAAAGACUAAGUCCAACUACUGAUUCUUCUGACAGUAUUAAUGGCCAUUUGAUGAACUAUAUCAGUAAAAACUUGUUCACGGAUCCUGUUGAUUUUUAUGAUGCCAUUGAUGAUUCUAUCAUUGGGAAGGGUUUUGAUGAUAAAAUCCUUCGUCUUCUUGAAGUUGCAUGUGACUGUGUUAAGAGAUCUUUGAAGCAAAGGCCAAAGAUGGUUGAUGUGCACAAAACUAUAAGCGCCAUGUGGGAGGGCUACAAACCCUGGUUUGAUUCUGAAAGGCUCAAACUGUCUACGGGUUGCGCUGACCAUAGAACAUGUAUCACCGACAUUGAAUGUAUUGAAUAG
Messenger RNA from Sphenostylis stenocarpa, 1761 nucleotides. The record is from the annotation of a GenBank genome assembly. NCBI's taxonomy places the organism in Eukaryota, Viridiplantae, Streptophyta, Magnoliopsida, Fabales, Fabaceae.